Messenger RNA from Chroicocephalus ridibundus (black-headed gull), 3705 nucleotides. It is a transcript of the gene IGSF22, whose product is annotated as immunoglobulin superfamily member 22. The record is from RefSeq and is a predicted model, not a curated record. Gene Ontology annotation, molecular function: protein binding. Lineage: Eukaryota; Metazoa; Chordata; Aves; Charadriiformes; Laridae.
AUGAGCAGCACUCAGGAGCUCAGUACAGCUUGUACAGAACAGAAAGAAGUUGUUUCUAGGAAGUCUUCUGCCUUACUGGAGUCUUUUAGCAUGGUGACAUGCUCCUUUGAGAUCCUUGCUGGAGAAAGCAGUCCUGAAUUUGUGGAAAAGCCUUGUCCACUGGCAACACCCAAGGGAGACAAAGCAAUAUUUUGAGCUGAAGUUAAAAGUAAACCAAACCCUAAUGCAACAUGGAAAAGAGAGAAUGGAUAUUCUGGAUUUUCAACAGAUGAUACAGAUAACUACAAGUGUGUAGUGUCCAAUACCCACACUGAUGCCAUCUGGACAGUAUCCUUGAUUAUGACGAAAGUGGAAGUGAACAUUCCUCAAAUAGUGUUACAGGACUUGGGAACAGCAGUGUUUGAAAUCUGCCAGCCACGGAAAGUGCAAAACUUCACCUAGAAGUUCAAUGGGAAAGAGUUGAAGUGGGAUAAUAAGUAUGAAGUCAUCACAUCUGAUGAUGGAUUGGCCCACACUAUGAAAAUUAAGGGUGUUCUCUCCAGUGACUUUAAAGAACUCAGUGUUGAGGCUGAAGAUAUAGUGCUCGCUGGUAUGUGCCAUUUUUUCUUGCCAACCCCUUUCCCAGGGGUUCCAGUUCAGUUCGUCAGCAAUCUCAAGGACACCCAAGUAAAAAAGAAGAGGAAAGCCUGUCUGGAGUGUGUGCUGACUUCUGAAGAUGUCACCCUGAAGGGGAUUUAGAAUGGACAAGUGAUUGAGAGGUCUCCUCAGUACAUCAUGAAGCAUGAAGGGAAGAGAGCAGAGCUUAUUGUUAAUGCUGCUGAGCCGAGUGACUCAGGAUCUUGCACAGCGAUCAUAGCUACGCAAGACAGUGACCCUAAUGAGCAGUACAGCAGCGCCAGUGUAACUGUGGAAGCCACCCAUGAGACAUUUGACUGCAGUCUUCUGAGGACCAGCAGCACAACAUGCUCAGUCAACGAGCAUUCUGCACAGUUUUUCUGUUCACGUGCUUCCACCGGGAUUUCUUCCAGAGAUAUCUGCAACCAUGAAGACCAUGUAUGUGAUGGUCAUGCUCUAAUUGGGUAUCCUGAUAAAAUCUUUGUUGUCCUGAAUGAUGUGAAGGUAGAAGGAAUAUGGCUUAAUGAAGGCAAGUAGAUGACAGACAUGAAAAGGAUCUGGAGAGUGAAGCAGGGAGCCAUGCACAAACUCAUCAUUGACAGAAUGGGAGAGGAGGGUGAAGGGGAGGUCGUUGUUCAGAGACAGGGGGACAGAGACGGAGCAACAGUUGCUGUUGAAGAUUCUCCUGUUAUUGAAGAAUCUGUCCUCGAGCUUUUUGCUGCACACAGCAUUACUGUGAAGACUAAGCAUACAGCAAACAUCAAGGUGCCUUUCAAGGCAAAGCCAAUGCCUGAAGUCACAUGGUUCAAAGAUGGUAUUGAGAUGACAAAGGAAAAGAAAGUGGUGAUGGAGAAAGCCAUUGAUGUGUUACUCACAAUCAAAAUCUGUGUGAGAGAAAACAGUGGAGCCAUUAUGCUGCAUCUGAAAAAUGACUAUGGCUCGGCUUCUGGCAAUCCUUACCUCAACUUUGUUAACAAACUAAAACCCUCACAGGGGAAAGCAGAGUUCCUGAACACAUGGGGAAAAUGUAAAAUGGGAUGGAAAGCACCCAAAGGCAAUGGAAGAAAGCAGGUGACUCACUUUGUCAUCAAGAGGAGGACGGAUGGAAAAAAAUAGUGGAUCAAUGUACGUGUGGUGGAAAGCAACUACAUCACAUUUGCUACAGAGAAGGUGGAGGAAGGGAAAGCCUACUAAUUCAGAAUACGUGCCAUCAACUCUGAAGGCCUCAUGAAGCCCCUGGAAACAGAAGAAAUUUUUGCCAGAGAACCUAUUAAGCCUCCGAGACAGCUGUCUCAGCCUCAAGUUGUAGAUGUCAAGAAAGAAGAUGUCACCGUCACCUGGAACUUCCCACCCCCAGCCCAGGAUGGCAGCUCCUCAGUGGAAGGUUACAUCAUAAAAAAAAGGAAGAAAGGCAGCAAUCCUUGUGUUCCAGCCACUAAGGAGCCAGUCCAAGGUACCAGAUCCAAAGUGGAUGGUUUUCUGGAGGAUACAGAUGAGUUCCGUGUGAUAGCUGUGAACUGUGCAGGUCCUGGACUUCUCAGUAUGCCCUCAACCUCCGUUGCAAAGGAUCGCAUCAAGCCUCCAGGACUGCUGAAGGUGGUGGAUUUUUCCAACUCCAGCAUUUCCUUAGCCUGGCAGGAGCCAGGCCAGAAAGAUGUGCUGUCAGGAUACGUACUAGAGAUAUGAGCUGAGGACACCAAGAAAUGGACAAAAUGCACCAAGAUCCCUAUUUCUAGUACCACUUACACUGUGGGAGGCUUGCAGGAGAGCAAAUACUACUUCUGAACCAGAGCUGUGAAUGAAGCUGGUAUGGGAGAAGCAGUGGAGUUACGGGAAGGAAUUCUAGCAAUGCCACCUUCAGGUGCUGAGAGGAGAUGGAGAACAGCACAAGCUGUGCAGUCUUUGAGUCAAAUUAAAAUCAUUCUGCCGCCCUUCUUGCUGAACUGUCCCCUGAAUGAGUAUGUCAGAUUUGAUCUGACUGUGAGGCUGAAGAGCCACAUGGUGGUUCGUGCUGGGACAGCACCAUACAUUCAUACAACUUUCCCUGCAUAUCAAGAAGAGAGAGGGCAAGAACCAUUCCCAGUUCUUAUCCACAGCACCGAGCGAUUUGUUUCUGACCUGUAACAGAUCAUCCUCAAAAACAAUUACAGAGAAACCCUUUACAACAUUCAAAUGCAAGUUGCAGAUUUCCCCUGACCACACACCAAUCUGCAGCUGGUUGAAGAAGUCCUGAACACUGUGACCCUAAAUCACAGCUCAGAAGCGGAAGGCUACUAGCAGACUGAUUAUGGUAUCCUGAAAUGUGAUGUCAGUACCGCCAUGUGGUUCACAGCCUCAGAGAAGGUCUACAGCCCUAAGUACACUGUCACAGGUCUGCUCCCAGGGAGGAAAUACUUCUGAGUCAUUCCCUGCAAUGGCACUGAGGACACUGACCCUCUGGAUUCAAGGAGCAGCGGUACACCUCCAAAGACACAGGUACGCUGGUCAGCUGAUGCGGGUAACGUGGCAUAUUGUUCAUUCUCCCUCCUCCCCGAGUUUUCCCUGGUGGAAAAGAAGGCCCAGGUCAUGAAAUGUCAUACCCAAGCUCUUUGGAUUUGUGCUCGUGCAGGAGAAGGCCCUGUCUUGGUGCUGGCUCUGUGUUUGCACGUUUGCAUGUACAACAGAGAGUGCAGCGUGAAGCAGCCCAUAGUGACUUUGUCCUCGCAGUGUUUUGACUUCAAGAUGAAGGAGUAUCCCAGGAAGGACUGUGCUUCCCGUUUCAUCACCCCACUGAAGAACCACAGUAUGAGUCAUGGCAAUGACUGUGCCUUGAGCUGUGCUUUCACCCUCAACCCCCACCCAACAGGGACCCUGUACAAGGGCAAUAUCAGCAUCAAAUCCAAGUCUAAGUUAUGGUUCAACUCAACAAGUAGCAUCCGUGUGCUUAUGAUCCCUACAACUUGCAGCUGCAAGGUGAUCAUCUGUGGUAAGUCAGAUCUGCAGCCACUGUUUUGGAAGAGGGGUAGGUACUGCCUGGAGUCAGAAAAAGAUGAUACAAACCUCCUGGACACAGUGACAGAAAGUUUGCGGAAGUCAAAACACAAGAUGUAA